Messenger RNA from Phalaenopsis equestris, 2943 nucleotides. RefSeq names its product putative pentatricopeptide repeat-containing protein At5g37570. Gene Ontology annotation, molecular function: RNA binding; protein binding. NCBI's taxonomy places the organism in Eukaryota, Viridiplantae, Streptophyta, Magnoliopsida, Asparagales, Orchidaceae. The record is from RefSeq and is a predicted model, not a curated record. Gene Ontology annotation, biological process: RNA modification. The coding region runs from base 292 to 2127 and encodes 611 amino acids. The transcript is spliced from 2 exons.
UAGUCUGGAUAAUUCCCUCCAAAUCAAUUUUCCCUCCACCACCUCAACCGUUCCGAUCUCUUCACCACGGCGGGUGUAGCCGCCCACCAUUGCCCCCCUCUAUCUUGUCGUAGAUUCUUCUUCUCAAUCUUCUCCUAAGCUGUCGCAGUUCUCCUUACGGCCCUCUCUCCCCCUUCGGUUUCCAGCUCAACCUGCCAUUUGUGACCAAUUUCCGCUCCCUCAUGUACUCGGCUCCACAAAAGUCCCAAGACGCAACCUCGACUCUCGCGCGCAAGCAGUAUCGCCAUUACUAUGGCGCGAAGGUGGAGCCGAGCAGAGGAGGAUCGCAUUGCCUCUCUAGUGGAUCUAUACGCUGGAACCACCCGGCAGCUCAAGCAGAUUCACUCCCACGUCGUAGCCAACGGCCAGUCUCAAAACAACUUCAUUGCUGCAAAGCUCGUGAGAACAUUUGCAGAUCUGGGAAGCCUUGAACAUGCUCGUGCUAUAGCCGAUGACCUAACUAGUCCCAAUACAUUUGUUUGGACUGCUUUGAUCAGAGGCUAUUCUCUUCAUCCUUGGCUCGAUAACUCCAGCAACCAUGAAGCAAUUUCGCUCUACGAACGGCUGCACCAGUUUUACCCUGCGGUAAAACCUCUCUCGUUCACAAUAUCAUCAGUCCUCAAGGCGUGUGCUCAGAUGCGGGCUCUCGGUGAAGGAGGACAAAUUCAUACUCAUGCUUUCAAGCAUGGAUUCCAGCUAGAUUCCCAUGUUCAGACCACGCUCAUUGAUUUCUAUGGAAAAUGCGGCUAUUCUAGAGAUGCACGUAAAGUAUUCGAUGAAAUGUAUACAACGGAACCCGACGUCCAGGCAUGGAAUACAAUGGUCGUCGCAUAUGCGGAGGCAGGGGACAUGGAAGCUGCACGUAAACUGUUUGACAAAAUGCCUGAGACGAAUGCACAUACAUACAUUGCAAUGAUCAAUGGCUAUGCCAUGGCAGGCAAGAUGGACCUCGCUCGUCAGCUGCUCGACGACAAAUCCUCAUCGAAUGAGAAGAACUCAGUCGUCUUCACCGCCUUGAUAGCCGGAUAUGCGAAGUCCGGCGAUUUAUUAGCUGCUCGACAAAUAUUCGAGGAACUCAUCGACAGGGACGUGGCUUCAUGGAAUGCAAUGAUCACUGCUUACAUUCAUGCCGGGCUUAUCGAAGAAGCAGUAGCCCUUUUCCACCUGAUGCUCGAUAAUGGCAGUCGGUGUAAUCCUCAGCCCAACCACACUACUAUAGCCACCAUCGCUUCCGCCUUCGCUCAAUCCGGUUCGCCCAGCCAAGCGAACUUUUUCCAAGCCUAUGUCGACCGCCGUGGGGCUGAGCUGCUCAACAGCCACACCAUCGCCGCCUUAAUCGACCUUCACUCAAAGUGCGGCGAUCUAGACAAAGCUUACGAUCUCUUCCGCAGAUGGGGGCGAAAGGACUUGGUUUGCUACAGCGCAAUGAUCGCAGGGUUCGGGAUUCAUGGAUGCGGCCAGAAAGCGAUCAAGCUGUUCGAAGAGGUUCAGGAAGCUAACUUGAAGGUAGAUGCAAUAUGCUUUGUGUCGCUUCUUGCAGCGUGCAGCCAUUCCGGCAUGGUGAAGGAGGGAAAAAGGUAUUUUGAGCUCAUGAGAACUAAGUACUGUAUCACUCCAAUGGCUGAACAUUAUAUGUGUAUUGUCGACUUGCUUGGGCGGGCUGGGCAGGUGGAAGAAGCUUAUAGUUUGAUCCAUGGAGGAAUGCUAAUAGGAGUGGAGCCUAAUGCUGGGGUAUGGGGAGCUCUGUUGAGUGCUUGUAGGAGUUAUUCUAAUGUGGAGAUUGGGGAGAUAGCUGCAAGAUGUUUGAUGGAGAUUGAGCCAGAAAAUGCAGGGAAUUAUGUGCUGUUAUCGAAUAUAUAUGCGAAGGUUGGGAGAUGGGGCGAGGUUGCGAGUGUGAGGGCAGUGAUGAGGAGGAGAGGGAUGAGGAAGGAGCCUGGUUGGAGCUUGGUGGAGACGGAGGGAGGUAGAGGAAGGAAGUUCAUGAUGGGGGAAGCUUAUGAUUUGGCAUUAGAGUUGGUAUUGUUUGUUUUGAGUUGGCAGUUGAAGGAAUAUGGCUACCUUCUUAACAUGGAGGAAAUAGAAGAGUAAGGACAGAGUUCAUGUGUGGGGAGUGGACAAAGAAAUUUCAAGCUCAAGAAAAGACUUUGUUGUUGUACCAUUACGAAUUCCGAGGAUUUCAAACGGUUCAGAAGAAAGAAAGUACAACAAAGAAGGGUCCGUCGACGGGAGACCAUGAUCCUCACUUAUCCAAUUGGAUGCAACCAUUUGAGCUAAAGACAAAUGUCAUCCUAGCCAAGAGAAGGACAAAAAUAACGAUUCAAACUCGGGCAAAUUGAACUUGAAUAGACAUAUCAACACCCAAAGUAAUCAUCAUAAGAAAUCCGGGCGAAGGUAUCAACCUACCUCUCCACAGAUCUAACUCAAGGAAAGAAUUUAGUUCCUCGCCAUUACCAGCCGUUCUGUGGAUACCCCUGAGAUUCCUCAUCAGGGAUCAAGAAUUGAUAACAUAACAGUCUCAAAAUCAUCCAAAGAACCUCCAUCGUCAAAGAAUGAGCUAUCAAUCGAGUUACGGUGAUCCACCAUCUGUUCUAUGGCCUAGUCUCGUUCUGUUGACAGGAAGUCCUCAUCUAAUGAUCAAGGGUUGAAAAUUAGAUUAGAGCAAUAGAUCAAUAAAGCCCAAUCGAUCGAGCCAGUCCUGCCGACUGGAAGCAAUUCAAAUCUAGCUGAUCGACUGUGCCAACUCAAUCAAGCCAAUUGAACCAACAUUAUCGAGUCAAAGUCAUGAUUGCCCGAUCGACCCAACCAUUGGACAGGCGAUCAAUAUACAUGCAUAUGUAAAAUACCAAAAAUAUCAUGCAACGACCCCAUUAAAGAAGAGAUAAAAAUGUCAUAUCAUAUAUUGUA